AUGGCUCGGCUGAGUCUUUUGGUGCUCGCGGUGGUGGUGUGCGUGGCUCAGCUUGGCUCGGCAGCCAUGGUGACCAAAGUGCUCCCGAGGGCGGUGGCCCAUCGCGGCUACUCCUCGGCGGCGCCAGAGAACACGCUGGCUGCACUGAAGAUGUCCAUUGAGGCAGGCGUGGACGGGGUGGAGAUUGAUUUGCAAGUGACCAAGGACGGGGUCAUUGUUCUACUCCAUGACGAGGAUCUCGACCGGACAACCAACUGCACCGGCUCCAUCUCGACGUACAACUUCCUCCCGGCAUCAGGCCCGCCGCAGCUCUCCGAGUGCGACGCAGGCUCGUGGUUUGGACCGCAGUUUGCCGGCGCCAAGAUUCCAUCGCUGGCCGAGGGUCUGGCGGUGACGGUUCCAGCUGGUGUGUUCAUGGUCCUCGACAUGAAGCAGACCGGACCAGGCAUCGGUGCUCUCCUCGCCGACGUCAUUCCGGAUCCCGAGGUCCAGGGCCUCACGGUGGCCUCGUGCUGGACGUUUGACCAGAUGGCCGAGGUCCGCAACGCACUCAACGCGACCCGGAUCCAGUAUCUCACCGGCUCGCUUGAGGCGUUUGAGGCUGAUCCGGACGCAUUCUUUGCGGACAUGGCGCUUCGCGGCGUCGACGGCUUCUCGGUCUCGCGCAAGGUGAUUACGCCCGAGUUUGUGGCUGCUGCUAAGAGUCACUUUAUGGCUGUUGCUGUGUGGACCGUCAACGCGGCUGCCGACAUGCGGAUCAUGUUCAGCUACUCGGUUGAUGCCAUCCUCACAGACUAUGUCACCCGGCUCACGACGACGCUGGCCGAGGCCAAUGCCGCUGAGGAGCGUGCCUCGCGUUCGGGCUACACCAAGAACUCAACAGUGGCACUGGCAUCCAUAUUUUCGUUUGCCGCGGGAGCACUGGUCUGUAUCCUUGUCUUUAUCGCCAUCCGCUUGAUGCGGCGGCGGCAGCGGCGCGCCGCGCGCUCGCCGCGCGGGGUUACCUCGCCGACCGGCGGCUCAUACGGCAUGAUCCCAUGA
Messenger RNA from Thecamonas trahens ATCC 50062, 1041 nucleotides. RefSeq names its product glycerophosphoryl diester phosphodiesterase. The coding region runs from base 1 to 1041 and encodes 346 amino acids. Gene Ontology annotation, biological process: lipid metabolic process. Lineage: Eukaryota; Apusomonadida; Apusomonadidae. Gene Ontology annotation, molecular function: phosphoric diester hydrolase activity. The transcript has a single exon. The record is from RefSeq and is a predicted model, not a curated record.